Messenger RNA from Impatiens glandulifera, 893 nucleotides. RefSeq names its product vacuolar protein sorting-associated protein 28 homolog 2-like. Bases 72 to 701 code for a protein of 209 amino acids. Gene Ontology annotation, cellular component: ESCRT I complex. Lineage: Eukaryota; Viridiplantae; Streptophyta; Magnoliopsida; Ericales; Balsaminaceae. The record is from RefSeq and is a predicted model, not a curated record. The transcript is spliced from 2 exons. Gene Ontology annotation, biological process: protein transport to vacuole involved in ubiquitin-dependent protein catabolic process via the multivesicular body sorting pathway. Gene Ontology annotation, molecular function: protein-containing complex binding.
CAAGCUCGUCAUCAUCUCUCUCUCGAGCACCUUCCCAAAUCAAUAAUUCAAAGCCUCUCUUACCUUCCUAAAUGGAGGUCAAGCUAUGGAACGAUAAGCGGGAGAGAGACAUGUACGAAAGCUUCGCAGAUCUAUUUGCAAUCAUCAAGGCAACAGAGAAGCUUGAAAAGGCAUACGUGCGUGACACAGUUUCCUCAGCCGAUUACGAACCAGAAUGUCAAAAGCUAAUCGCUCAAUUCAAAACACUCUCUUCUACCCUAAAAGACAUCAUACCUAGCGUCGAACGAUUCCACGAUACUUACAAGAUGGAUUGCCCCGCAGCCUUGAACCGCCUCCUCAUUUCAGGUGUCCCCGCCACCGUCGAGCAUAGGGUCGCUGCCGCCAUGUCUGCAACUACCUCCGCCCCUGUUGUCGCCGAAUGCGUGCAGAACUUUAUAACUUCCAUGGAUUCGUUGAAGCUCAACAUGCUUGCUGUUGAUCAAAUCCAUCCUUUGCUGUCUGACCUCUCGGCUUCGCUCAACAAGCUUACGAUCUUGCCUCCUGAUUUCGAAGGGAAAAUUAAGAUGAAAGAGUGGAUUGGAAGGUUGUCCAAGAUGGGAGCAGCAGAUGAGCUGACUGAGCAGCAGUCCCGGCAGCUUCACUUUGACCUAGAAUCAUCCUAUAACUCUUUCAUGGCAGCAUUGCCAUCUGCUGGGUCUUAACCCACCCCCCAUUAUCAAUGUAAGCAAAGCUUGUAGGAAGGAUUUGUAUUUGAAAAUAACAAUUAUUUUGAUGAACUUUUCCCUUGAAGCUAUUAUAAAAACAAUCAAAUCUUUUACAAGACUGAACUUAUGGCUCAAUAAAUAAAACCAAGUUUAAAUAAAACCAUUUUGAACCAUUUACCACAUACCAGU